Messenger RNA from Balaenoptera musculus (blue whale), 3052 nucleotides. It is a transcript of the gene ZNF503, whose product is annotated as zinc finger protein 503. Gene Ontology annotation, biological process: negative regulation of DNA-templated transcription. The record is from RefSeq and is a predicted model, not a curated record. Gene Ontology annotation, cellular component: nucleus. NCBI's taxonomy places the organism in Eukaryota, Metazoa, Chordata, Mammalia, Artiodactyla, Balaenopteridae.
GGCGGCGGCGGCGGCGGCGGCGCGGGACGCGUCACAUCCCCUUGACCCUCCAAUCACCUCGGGCUCCCAUUUGAUUGGAAGGCGGCAAAGGCUUUAAUCUCCCCCUCGGUGCAGCUGCUUUUGAAGUGAGUUUCCUCGCCAGAGCCCAGGCUGGACAGGCAGCGGCUCACAUCGCGGAGAGCAGCGCAGGCGCUAUCGCCGGGCCGCGAGUGCGCAACGCAGGGGCACAGCCCGAAGCGGACACCGCGAGCCACCCGGCACUCCCGCAGUCGGGCCGGCUCCUCCCGCUCGGCCACGGCUCCGCUGCGGGCCACCCAGGAUUAUUCGCUUCUGGCUCCAGGCGCCGAGAAGGCGCUCUGGGCGCCCGUGAUCGCCGCGCCAGCUCCUCCUCCUCCUGCUGCUGCUCCUGCUUCCCGGGCGAGCGCGCAGCCCCGAGCCCGCCCCGCGCCUCCAGGAGCCCUCCCCCCGCUGCUCCCAUGCGCGCGGGUGGGUCAUGAGCACAGCGCCCUCGCUUUCUGCCUUAAGAAGCAGUAAGCACAGCGGCGGCGGCAGCGGCAGCGGCAGUGCGGACCCUGCCUGGACCAGCGCGCUCUCUGGAAAUAGCUCCGGCUCCGGCCCCGGCCCAGGCUCGUCCCCGGCCGGCAGCACCAAGCCUUUUGUGCACGCCGUGCCCCCCUCUGACCCUCUCCGCCAGGCUAACCGCUUGCCCAUCAAGGUGCUGAAGAUGCUGACGGCACGGACUGGCCACAUUUUGCACCCCGAGUACCUGCAGCCCCUGCCUUCCACUCCUGUCAGCCCCAUAGAGCUUGAUGCCAAGAAGAGCCCGCUGGCGCUGUUGGCCCAAACAUGCUCGCAGAUCGGGAAGCCCGACCCCUCGCCCUCGUCCAAACUCUCCUCGGUCGCCUCCAACGGGGGAGGCGCGGGCGGUGCCGGCGGCGGCGCCGGGGGCGACAAGGACGCAAAGUCGGGCCCCCUCAAGCUGAGCGACAUCGGCGUGGAGGACAAGUCGAGUUUCAAGCCGUACUCCAAACCCGGCUCGGAUAAGAAGGAGCCGGGAGGCGGGGGCGGCGGAGGCGGGGGCGGCGGGGGCGGCGGCGGGGGGGUUUCGGCGGAGAAAUCAGGAUUCCGGGUACCGAGCGCCACCUGCCAGCCAUUCACGCCCAGGACAGGCAGCCCAAGCUCCAGCGCCUCGGCCUGCUCGCCAGGAGGCAUGCUGCCUUCGGCCGGGGGCGGCCCGGAGGGCAAGGACGACAAGAAGGACCCCGAGGCGGGCGGUGGCGGCAGCAAGGGCUCCGGGGGCGCCUCGGCCGAAGGGGGACCCACGGGGUUGGCGCACGGCCGGAUUAGCUGUGGCGGCGGGAUUAAUGUGGACGUGAACCAGCACCCAGAUGGGGGCCCCGGGGGCAAGGCUCUAGGAUCGGACUGCGGCGGCUCAUCGGGCUCCGGCUCCGGCUCCGCCCCAGCGCGCCCCACUUCCUCCUCGGUGUUGGGCUCUGGGCUGGUGGCGCCCGUGUCGCCCUACAAGCCGGGCCAGACAGUGUUCCCUCUGCCUCCCGCGGGCAUGACCUACCCAGGCAGCCUGGCUGGGGCCUACGCCGGCUACCCGCCCCAGUUCCUGCCACACGGGGUGGCGCUCGACCCUACCAAGCCGGGCAGCCUGGUGGGGGGCGCAGCUGGCGGCGGCCGCGCGGGCUCUCUGGGCUGCAGUAAGCCCGCCGGCUCGAGCCCCUUGGCCGGAGCGUCGCCGCCGUCCGUGUGAUGACCAGCCAGUUUGUGCCGGGACCCGUACUGCCUCAGCUACCACUGCGCCAGCCACCUGGCUGGGGCGGCGGCAGCCAGCGCCUCGUGCGCUCACGAUCCAGCCGCGGCGGCUGCGGCUCUCAAGUCCGGAUACCCGCUGGUGUACCCCACGCACACUCUGCACGGCGGUGCACUCAUCGCUAAACCGCUUGCCGCGGCUGCCGGCGCCACACCGCCCUCUCUGGCCGGCCACCCCCUCUACCCCUACGGCUUCAUGCUCCCUAACGACCCACUCCCCCACAUCUGCAACUGGGUGUCGGCCAACGGGCCUUGCGACAAGCGCUUCGCUACGUCCGAAGAGCUGCUCAGCCACUUGCGGACCCAUACGGCCUUCCCCGGGACAGACAAACUGCUGUCGGGCUACCCCAGCUCUUCGUCUCUGGCCAGCGCUGCAGCGGCCGCAAUGGCUUGCCACAUGCACAUCCCCACGUCGGGCGCCCCGGGCAGUCCCGGGACGCUGGCGCUGCGCAGCCCUCACCACGCGCUGGGACUCAGCAGCCGCUACCACCCCUACUCCAAGAGCCCGCUCCCCACGCCCGGCGCUCCCGUGCCCGUGCCCGCCGCCACCGGACCCUACUACUCCCCCUACGCCCUCUACGGACAGAGACUGACCACGGCCUCCGCGCUGGGGUACCAGUGAGGGCGGUCGGGAGGGCUGUCGAGGGAAAGAAAAGAACUGGGGGGUGGGGAAGAGCCGAGGGAGGGGCGGGAACAGGGCAGAGGCUACUGUCACCCGCGCGUGGGGAUGACCCGGGCCAGAAAAGGAAAAUACAUAUAUACCGUAUCUAUCUACCCGAAACAGCGACCGAGACCCGGUGGGAAACUCACUCCCCUUUUCCCCACCUCUCAUCUCCCCACCCAAACUUUAUAAAAGUUGAAAAAAUAUCAUUUGACUUUUUAUAGAAAAAGAAGGAAAAAAGAAUUGAGAAAGUGUUCAUCUGAGGACUGCAUCGGUGGACACUGGUAUUUAUUUAUGUUAGCUCCAAGCGGACCCGUGGUUCAAAAGUGCAUUACUUAGUUUGAGCUCCGUAGGUAAAAAGGAAGAGGGGGAAAAAAUUAAAACUUGAGGGUAAAAAUGUGGAAAACAAACCCUCCCGUCCCUUGUAGAUUAUAAAUAAAUACAAAACCGCCACAGAACUAGAGGUCUUCUCUUUAAUGUUACUUUAAAAUUGCUAUGAUUGUAUUGUACGUUCUUAUUUAAUGUCUGAUUGAAACAAAUUUACCUGCAUGUUUGUUACAAAAAAUGAAAAAA